Messenger RNA from Aedes albopictus (Asian tiger mosquito), 513 nucleotides. RefSeq lists its product as uncharacterized. Lineage: Eukaryota; Metazoa; Arthropoda; Insecta; Diptera; Culicidae. The transcript is spliced from 2 exons. The record is from RefSeq and is a predicted model, not a curated record. The annotation marks the transcript as partial.
AUUUCAGGUCCCUAUCGUGUCGAGUUAGACCCAAACAACCACACCGUGAGUUUUGUGGCCACCUGUCGGGGCAACACGAAAAUCAUCAUCGAUGGCUACAGCUACACCCGGCAUCACACGUACAAUAACCACACCCACUGGAGGUGUGCCAAGUCUCUUUGGUACGAGGAACCGCUGAAGCCCUUCAACGAAGUAAUAUACGGCAAAACCAAAGCCGGACGGCCCAAGAUCACCUUCGACGGGUUCAGCUACAGCAAACACUACCGGACGGGUUCGAAAUCAGUGUGGCGUUGCUCGAGUAACUUUGGAAAGUGUCCCGCCAAGCUUUUCACCUCAUCCAAGAGCACGAAAGUGGAGUACAAUUUCGUCCAACAUAACCAUUCGCCGGAGUGGUUUUGACAGCAACAUUUUUUCAAAAGAUUUUUUGAGCUUUUUUCAAGUUUUUUAUGCAUGUUGAAAAACUAGUUAUUGUAAAUGUCCGGAAUGUUAAUAAACAUUGUUAUUUACCAAAGA